This is a messenger RNA of Colius striatus (speckled mousebird), 1884 nucleotides long. It is a transcript of the gene RXYLT1, whose product is annotated as ribitol xylosyltransferase 1. Lineage: Eukaryota; Metazoa; Chordata; Aves; Coliiformes; Coliidae. Gene Ontology annotation, molecular function: ribitol beta-1,4-xylosyltransferase activity. The transcript is spliced from 6 exons. Gene Ontology annotation, biological process: protein O-linked glycosylation via mannose. The coding region runs from base 39 to 1361 and encodes 440 amino acids. The record is from RefSeq and is a predicted model, not a curated record. Gene Ontology annotation, cellular component: Golgi apparatus.
GGCGCCCCCCGCCGGGGCCUCCGCCCGCGCCGGGCGGGAUGCGAGGAGCUCGCAAGCGGCUGUGCUCCGCAUUGAUCGUCGCGUAUGGUCUCUUCUCCAUCUACGCGGCCUACACCGUCUUCCUGCGGCCCCGCCGCCCGGCCGCUCCCCGGCCGCAGCACCGGGACCGCCGAGGCCCGCGAGAUCAUGCUGCCUUGGGAAAUGAAGAGUGGAAUCCAUGGGAAGGGGACGAGAAAAAUGAAUUGGUUGCCUCUCAGCAAAGAUACGAAGCUAAUCUUAAGAUGAUAAAAAAUGCAAGAUCUCAGCUAGAACAACCCAGUCUUAGAGUACAGAUUUGGGGUAAAGCAGCAAUUGGUCUUUACCUUUGGCAGCAUAUUUUUGGAGGGCAGCUUGAGCCACCUGAUGUGACUGCACAGUGGAGAGAAGGAAGCCAAAAAGCAGGGAAAACGUAUUUCAGUUUCAUCACUGGUCCGUCUGUAGUUCCUGGGUACUUCUCAGUUGAAGCUGAAAACGUGGUGCUAGUUGUGAACGGGAGGGAAAAAGCAAAGAUCGCUUACGCCACUCAGUGGUUGCAUUACGCAGGAACGUUAGUUCAGACUCACAAAAUACAGCAUGUAGCAGUUGUGCUGCUUGGGAAUGAGCGCUGCAACAAUGACUGGAUUCAACCAUACCUGAAAAGAAACGGAGGAUUUGUAAAUCUGCUCUUUGUGACAUAUGACUGUGUGUUGGUAAAUGGAGAAGAUAUAUUCCAGUGGCCUUUGGGAGUAGCUACCUACAGGAAUUUUCCAGUUGUAGAACCCAGCUGGUCAAUGCUGCGCAGUCCAAGAUCAUAUCUCUGUAAUUUCUUAGGAACAAUUUAUAAGAACUCUUCUAGGGAAACCUUAAUGGAAGUUCUGAAGCAGGAUGGGCUUGACAAACUGUGUUGGAUUGCAGCCAGAGAACAGUGGCAGCCUCAAGAAACAAAUGAAAGUUUCAAAAACUAUCAAGAUGCCUUGCUGCAGAGUGAUUUGACGUUGUGCCCAGUGGGAAUAAAUACAGAAUGCUAUAGAAUUUAUGAAGCUUGUUCAUAUGGAUCUCUGCCCAUUAUAGAGGAUGUAAUGACGCCGGGUGAUUGCGGAAAUUCAUCAAUGUACCACAGUGCUCCAUUACAAUUAUUAAAAACCAUGGGGGCUCCGUUUAUCUUUAUUAAAAACUGGAAAGAGCUUCCUGCUAUUCUAGAGAAAGAGAAAAAAAUGAACUUACAAGAAAAGAUUCAAAGGAGAAAAAAGCUUAUACAAUGGUAUCAAAACUUCAAAGUGUGGAUGAGACAGAAAUUCAUUAAUACCUUGGAAAAUUCAUUUUUGCCCAGCGAUAAGGGAUAAAUUGUCUCUUUUGAAAAUCUGGAAUAGAUUGAAACCUUGAUUUCCAUUAGCCUUCAGAGGAAGCUUUUCUACAAAAGAAAUCUCACAGGUCAGAUGUGUUCCUUUUCAAGUCAGCAGAAUUGCACUAGCUUGAUCAAGAGCUACGUUUGGCCCUCCAUCCUUAACAGUUUUCAGAGAGGCUAUUGACACAGCAGGAUGGUGCUCUGUGAGGAUGACAACAAUUUUAUUACAGUUUUUACAGUUUUCAUGUUGGUGUGUGACCUGAUAAUUUUUUUUUUGAGGAGAGUAUCUUUGAGCACGUGAAUGUAUUGAGAUCCAACAUGAGUACAACAGUUGUGAUUUAAGAGAAGAAUGAAAGAUGAAUAAUUUAUUACAUAGACCGAAGAGAAGUAUGAUAGCAAAAUUGCCAGGUUUAGCAGAAUCAUUAAGAUAUGUUCUGGUAAGUGCUUGUUUUGAAAAUGUGAACUGUUUACUUGACUGACAUUUCAUUUCCAAGGAAAUGGCCAUAAAGCUAAUUAAAUAC